Messenger RNA from Danaus chrysippus (African queen), 351 nucleotides. The record is from the annotation of a GenBank genome assembly. Lineage: Eukaryota; Metazoa; Arthropoda; Insecta; Lepidoptera; Nymphalidae.
UUGGACGAUCAGUUGGACGAUCAGUUGGUCGACCAGUUGGACGAUCAGUUGGUCGAUCAGUUGGUCGAUCAGUUGGUCGACCAGUUGGACGAUCAGUUGGUCGAUCAGUUGGUCGAUCAGUUGGUCGACCAGUUGGUCGACCAGUUGGACGAUCAGUUGGUCGAUCAGUUGGUCGACCAGUUGGACGAUCAGUUGGUCGACCAGUUGGACGAUCAGUUGGACAAUCAGUUGGUCGAUCAGUUGGUCGAUCAGUUGGUCGAUCAGUUGGUCGAUCAGUUGGUCGAUCAGUUGGUCGAUCAGUUGGUCGAUCAGUUGGUCGAUCAGUUGGUCGAUCAGUUGGACGAUCAGUAG